AAUGGCUUCACCCGGUUAUAAGUGUUCGAUGACGUCUGAACAAAACACACCCGUAAACCUUUCAGACAUGUCUAGGGAGAACACGCCAGCAACGCGAUUACCCUCUCACCUGUAAUGGGUUGACCACCAAAAUGCCAGUAUCUUGCCAGUUCUCUGUACAAUAAUGACUGCAAAUAUUCUGUACAGACCGAGUCUCAGAAUAGUUGUCAUGGUGCUAUGAAUUUGUAACAGUUAUUGAUAUUGUGUGACUUUCUAGUUUUUAUUGCCAUAAGAAAACCAGUGAUUGUCAUCCAGUCAAAAUUGAAAAAGAAAGUAAAAGUAAACCAAUCAUCAUGAAGGGAGAAAAAAUAGCUUGUCAGGACCUGCGAAAUUAUUUAUACGGCAUCGACAAUUACCGCCAAGCCAGUAUGCUGCGGAAGGGGAGAGAAGUGCACAAGAUUUACUGUGAAGUCCACAAAGGGCCGAGUUUCCUAGACGACCGCUUCGCGUUGACAGAAUUCGGAAAGCUGGUGCUCGAGAAUGGCAGUUUCAGAGCCGGUCGGGCGAAGAAUGUGCGGCAGAUAGUCGUUGCCAGGGAGACACUGUAUUGUAGUGGAGCUGGCACAUGCAAGCGAGGGUGUGGUGGAUACGGCCAUUGUCUUCCAGGAUGUGAGAAAAUCAAAGUGAGGGGUCAUAAGUGCAGUUUCCGAGUUAAAAUGACUAUGCGGCUUGGCUAUAUCGACUUCUGGUACGUGGAGGUCCUGGGCGACCACAGCAACUACAACGUCGCCGACGAUUCCGAAACCGCCGCCAACAGAGACGUCAGUCGAAUGCUUCCAAACUACGACCAGCUCCUACAGAGUUCGCCAAGCUCCCUUUCUCCAGCCGGGGGAGCGAAAGAUUCUGAGAAAACAAACUCCCCUGCUAACAUAAACGACCACCUCACAAACGUUUCGGACAGCUUUCUGUCAAAGACGCUGUUUGCGCCCAACUCUCUGGUUUCCUUUCGACACCUCAAUGUACCCGUCUUCCCAGAGGCGUUUUCCGUGAGUUCCUCCCAGGGUACACCGCCUUCCCAGAGUCCUCCACAGCACGUCAACACUCAGCUGUCUCACCUUCGUCUUCCCGUCAAACAGGAGUCGAGCGAUGCCGAUUCGUACCUCGCCCGGUCAUUAUUACUUCCGUACGCUAACGGACACGGCUGGGUUCCGAAUAACGACGUUACUGACGUAGAUACGUCCAGUCAUGCACUGGACGAUUCGCUGGACGGUCAGUCGAGUGCAGUGUGCACGGACGAAAUCGAUGGCGAUGUCAAUUGUGACGGAACCGACGAAGAUCAGUCCCCCGUCGACAAUGAGGGAAAGGAUCUGGUUACUCGUGUUCGACAGCUGGAAGCUCAUGUUACCCAGUUGAGGAAUAUUAUGCUGAAAUCAAGCAAUUCCGGAACCGGUUCCAAGAAAAAAGAAAAACCUCAAAGGGACUUUGAUUUUAGCAAGUACAACACGCGCCAUGUCGCUCUGAAAAUCGCCUACCUCGGCUGGGAUUAUCACGGCUUCGUGGUUCAGGAAGAUACGGAUAAGACGGUGGAGUCGGCUGUGUUUGAUGCCUUGCUCAAGACGAAACUCGUCGAGUCCAGAGAAACGUCAAAUUACCACAGGUGUGGUCGAACUGACAAAGGAGUUAGUGCCCUUGGACAGGUGAUAUCCAUUAACCUGAGAACGAACCUCCUUGACGGGCCAGGUGUGAUGAAGAAAGAGGGAGGAACUGCUCACACCAGACAAGGUGAAAAAAGUACCGAGAUUCGCUAUGUCCACAUACUCAACAAAGUGCUUCCUCCGGAGAUAAGAGUCUUAGCAUGGGCCCCGGUUGAAAAAACUUUCAGUGCUAGAUUUAGUUGUAAGAAGAGAACAUACAAGUAUUUCUUUCCCAAAGGAAACUUAGACUUGGCACUGAUGUGCGAGGCGGCUUCCAAGCUGAUAGGAGAACAUGAUUUCCGUAACUUGUGUAAGAUGGACGUCGGAAACGGCGUCGUUAAUUUUAAACGGAGAAUUGUUUCUGCAGAAAUACAGCUUCUCGAUGAAAGGGAAAAUGGCUACCAAAUGGUAGAACUCACGAUUACUGGACUUGCAUUCCUGUGGCAUCAGAUACGUUGUAUCAUGUCCGUUUUACUCUUGGUGGGGCAGGGCAGAGAAAAGCCAGAUAUCAUUGAUGAACUGUUGAAAGUCGAUGACCAUCCCAAAAAACCUCAAUAUGCAAUGGCAUCAGAAAUUCCACUUGUGCUAUACGACUGUGAUUUUGGAGAUGAUCUAGAGUGGGUUUAUGAAGCAGACUGGCAUGAAGACAACAUUAAACACUUGCAACAAAUAUGGGCCCAGCAUUCAAUUAGAGCUACGAUGAUUAAACGCAUGUUAGAUCAGCUUGAUACAGCCAAAGUUGAAACUGAGUCUGACAUUGCUCCGUGGAAUGAACUGAGCGCUCCUCUGCUGCAGCAAUCUGAUUGGCUCAUUCCCGGGAAUCGACCGCGUGCAUACAAACCCUUAUUACAACGAGAUACCUGUGAGAGUCUAGAAGAUAAAAUACAGCACUUUGCAAAGCGGCGGAAAAUGGCGCACCCUAUGAACAGUAGUGGUUCGAAUGGUGGCACAUGAUACCUGACCAGAGUUACUUCCCCUGGGUAUUGAAUAUUGGUGCAGUCACAGUAGUGGCACAUAUGCCAAAUGAAUUUGUGGCUUCCAUAUAUUUUGGUGCAUGCAGAAAAGGCAUACAGUUACAUGCCAAAGACUUCCAAAUUUAGUGCUUUAAUUGCAUUUGUUGAACUGAACAGAAAUGAAAAUGAUUUGCCGAUGACCAAGUUUACAGGGUUUUUAAAAGGAUUGAUAAUUUAAUUUAUGACAAUUUACAAACUUGAACCUUUUAGUUUUAGCAGUGUUACUUCGCUAGUCUGUUUUGAUAUUUUACUUCACUAUUUAACUAUACACAUUGAUGUUUUAGUGAAUUUUUUUUAUUAUUAUUAUUUUUUAGUAUGUGCCAUCAAACCUGUUUGAAGUGGCCACCUUUAUUAAGUAACCAUCUGUUAUAACGAACAUCUUGUUCUUCCAAAUAUUAUCACUGUAGUAAAAAACAAAUCUCUUGUCUACCAGAUAAAUACAACUGUUUAGGGAUAUCAUCUAUUUUUUUGUCCCUUCCCGUCGAUAUAGUAGGUAGAAUGUAGUGCAUGACAUUAUUAAAAACAGGUAUCCAGAAGCAGGGCUGGCUUUGCCACUUGCCAGACUCGCCAAUUGUGAAUUUUAGGAACUUUUGUCGAAUUUUAAUUGGCAAAAAAAAUGUAAUAAUUGUUAUUUUGUUGCAAAAUAGCUAUAGAUUUAGCAUUUUUGAGAUAAUUUGACGAAAUUUUCUGACCAUCCAGAGCUAGUCCGGAGAGGUCGAUACAAGAAUCUGAAAAUAGGGUACAAAAUAUUUACUGUUACAGUGUGAAUCAACCCUGCAUUUUUGUCAAAUCUAUCAAAAAAUUAUGCAGUGUCUAUAAAUAAAUAAAAAAAGGGUGGUGCAAACCCCUUGAAUAUUUUUAGUAUCCACCCGUGGCAUCUCUAGCUAACAUAUCCAUACACAGUUUUUUUUAUAUGUAUGUGCCUGCCUGUGGGAAGCGCAAAUAAAAGAUCCCUUGCUGCUAAUCGGAAGAGUAGCCCAUGUAGUGGUGACAGCGGGUUUCCUCUCAAAAUCUGUGUGGUCCUUAACCAUAUGUCUGAUGCCAUAUAACCGUAAUUAAAAUGUGUUGAGUGCGUCGUUAAAUAAAACAUUUCUUUCUUCUUUCUUUAUAUGUAUGUGAUGAUACUGUCGGAACAUUAAACAUUUAAUAACAAUAUCUUAUCUAUAUGCAGUGAGCUUGUUACAGCAUUCUUUUAUAACAGUUUAACAAAUUAUCCUCAAACAGUUGUGACAGUUAAGUUUAUCUGAAAUUUAUUUUCCCUUCAAUAUCUAUGUACUUUCUGAAUACUUUAAGCUGCUUUAAUAAAAGCUGAUUUUUUUAGUAACAAUUUUCUAGCGGUAUGAAUAUGUAAAUAAACGAAACCAGUAGGUACUCACUUGCAGUGAGUGGAAACAAACUUGGGAUUACUGAAAAUAUAUUCUUGUUUAAAUCCUGUUGAUGAAAGUUUAUUUAAAUUAGGUGCUGUUGGCUAUCAGGUUUAUUGUUUGACACGGUAAUUAUCAAAACAAAAUUUGUUUUAUUGUUGGUCCAGUAAGAUAAAGAACGUAUGUCAGUAUUUUUAUCACUGAUUCAAGUGCUUAUUUCCUUCUCUUGUCUGAAGAGGGCACGGUGUUGUUAUUUUGGUGCAUUGUUUUAAGAUGCCAGUCUAGUUAUAUUAAUGUGUAUUUCAUAUCUCUCUCUUGGGCUGUAGUGUAAAUCGAGGCAGAAAGAUCAGUGUGAAAAUUAAUCAGCAAACAAGAUAAGAAAAUUAAUUUCCAAAUCACGAUAUACGUCAAUUUCCUAAUUUUGGAGUUAGUAGUGAGGGUAUCGUGAUGUUAAUACAACUCAACAAUAUGACAAGUUUCUGCCAAGAAAUGAUAUACAUCACUUUCCAGAUUUUAGAGAUUGCAGUGAUGGUAUACUGAUGUUGGUACAAGUCAACAAUAUGACAGCAACAUUUCUGUUAAAACAAUCUAUGCCCACUGAGCAGGGUGUUAAAACUGUUUUGUAUGAUAUACAUGAUGUCAUGUUGCAGAAAAUACACGUUUUGUCUCAAAAUUAUGUAAAUGAAUAUAUUAUGAUAUUUUUUAAAUAAACACUUUAUGUAGAGAAAGUUUGUAUGGAAAGUUAUGGGGGGAAGCAGGGGACUGGCUUCCAUAUACGCAGGUACGCAGCUGCAUACCACCUGAGAUUACAAAUAUUUUAUUUUUAUUAUUAAAAUAUAUGAUGUAAAUGCGUGUAUGUGUAUGCGUUUUAUUCCAUCUCCAAAAAAGUCUGUGUGCCACCUGAAAAUCCCAAGCUAGGCCGGGGGGGGGGGGGGGGGGGGGGGGUGCUAGCAAUUUCUCUUAAUUUGCAGCGUAAUUUUAAACAGACAGUUAAGAGAUAUUGGCAAUAAAAAAUCUAUACUGAUGUCCAAAAGAAACUUUUGUCAAAUUUAAAAACAUUUAAAUUGGAAAUAAAUGCUGGUUAAAUAUUCCUGCUUCUAUGGAAUGAAAUUUUGUUAACAAAAUGCAAAAACACCACUCUCAUGAAUAUAUAUAUAUGUAUUGAACAUGCAACAUGUUUUGGUGUUUCUUCAGGGGUCGUCUUUUUCUUCCAUCUAUAUUUGUUUCUCCACAAUCGAAACAGAAUCUCAUGUAAAGUGCAUAUAAAAGACUCCUUGCUGGCAAAUGGUAGGAGUAGCCUAUGCUGGUUUUACUGUCAAAAGUCAACUUUUGCCUUGGUCUCCACUUCAGCCCAUAAUUUUAACCAAUUCUAAUUUUUUUUAAACAACACACAUUGUAUUUUAAUUCCGUUGUUACCAGCACAAUGAUGUAUAUAUUAAGCUGUAUAUUUUGGCAACUCUUGUCAGAUGUGUCUUCCGAAAACCUUUUGUCAUUUUAUAUAAACAUUAUAUAUAUAUAUUGAUAAUUAUGUAUUACGUAUUUGACUUUUUCUUCGUGCCGAAUGUACAGUCGAUUUGUUAAAACUGGUGUGGAAAAUAUUGGAUGAGUCAUACAACUAGUCGGGUUACAGAGUCCAUCGACUCUUUUUUUUGUCGAAAUACGUCUGGGAGUACUGUUGAUAAAACCUGUAAUCACGUUGAUUAUUAAUAAUUAGGAAUAACAAGUAAACAGAGAGGACUUGUGGAUGUAAGAUUGUCAGACUACAUAAAGAGCAUCUUUCAAAAGUUAUUUGAAGUUUUUAAAAGUCAUUUUUUGUUUUGAUGUGUAAAGAUUUUUUCUUUUAAUUACAUCCUCAUAAAAAUUACAAUCAAAUGAUUUUAUUUACUAAGUCAUGGUAUGUACUGUCCUGACCCAAUAUCCAAUUGUUUUUCUCCAAGACAUGUAUUAAAGACCACAUGGUAUGUGCUGUCCUGUCUGGAAAAGUGAAUAUACAAGAUCCCUUGCUGCUAAUGGGAAACUAGCAGGUUUCCUUUAUUCUCUUGAUUCUUUUUUUAUUACAAAGACUGGU
Molecule: messenger RNA, 6118 nt
Organism: Gigantopelta aegis
Lineage: Eukaryota; Metazoa; Mollusca; Gastropoda; Neomphalida; Peltospiridae
Product: tRNA pseudouridine(38/39) synthase-like
Exons: 17
Coding region: 333-2627 (764 amino acids)
Biological process (GO): tRNA pseudouridine synthesis; mRNA pseudouridine synthesis
Cellular component (GO): cytoplasm; nucleus
Molecular function (GO): RNA binding; pseudouridine synthase activity
Source: RefSeq, a predicted model, not a curated record